AUGGCAUCAUCUAAGUUGAUUAUUAUAUUAUUUCUUCUCACUAUUGGAUACAUAGAACAAAUAACUAGUCAAUGUCCCAGUCCAUUUACGAAUGAUAAUGUUACAAAUUUCUGUUAUUAUUAUAAACGAACAUCUUUGCCAUGGUCCGAUGCUUAUAAUCAAUGUUUAAGUAAAACUAUUGAUGGAAUAUUGAUUCAAAUAUUUUCUAUGAAACAAUUUAAUGAUUUGAAAAAUGCUAAUAUUGGUGAAAAAGGUUCUUUUUGGAUAGGCGCAAAUAACUUUGCAUCAUUUCGUGAUGCUCACUGGCAUUGGCUUGAUGGAUCUAUAGUCGAUGAUUCAGUCAUUAAAUGGUGUCCGAAUAGUACACAUGAAGUAGCAAUUGGAGCUCAUUGCGCAGCAUACGAUAGUACUUUACAAUGUGUUACUAAUUAUUUAUGCAGCACUUUAUUACCGGCUCCAUGUGUAAUAGCAACAUAUGGAAUGAAAAAAGAAACAAAAAAUACUUUAACUGGGCGUCAAUCAAGUACCGAUGUAUGUACAAAUGCAUAUGGAGGUGCUUAUGCAAAUUGGUGGACAUAUUCUGUUCUACUUCUGAAUUGGUUUAUACUAUUCUGUUUUAUUCUUUACUUAAGUAAUCACUUUAAUAUUAAUAAAUAUACAGUUAUUUUAACAAUAUCGAUUGUUAUAUUAUCAUUUAUGAUGAUUAUUGUAUUUGCUAUUUUAUGGGGUGUACAAUAUCAAGACAUUAUACAAAUACCAUUAAUUAUAGUUAUUCUUGGCUGUAUAGCAAGUGCACUUUUUCUUAUUGAUAUUUUAAUUCUUGUAUCGAAUCGUACUCGUGUACAAAAAUGGAUAGCAUGUAUGAGUGUAACAAUUGUAUCAAUAGCUAUUGAAUUCUUUUUAAUGCUUGGUCUUAUUCUUUGUAUUGCAUAUUGUUCAGCAUAUAUUUCAUUAGCAGAGACUAAUCUAGAGAAAGAUAUUAUUGCAUCACUUUUAUCUGGAUUGAUUGCUGCUGUAUCGAUUAUAUUCGUCAAUGCAAUUUUGUUUCUCAUAGGAAAUGCUGGUCAAGAUCGUGUACAUGUUGUGGCAUCUACUAAACCAAAUCCGAAUACUUCACUUCCAUUAACUACUAAACAAACACUUGUUCCUCGACAGUCACCAAAUAUUAAUGGGAUAAGUUCAAGUAUACCAACUAAAAAAUAUGACAAAGUUGAACGAGCAACAUCACCUGUCGAUCAACGUAUACUUAAUGAAUUUUAUGCUGAUCGUCCUAAAGAUGUACAUCAAUAUCAUUUGGAAGGAAGACAAUAUGUUGUUUAUGAAGGUGUACAUUUAACUGAUGUUGAUACAUAUAGAAAAGAAUUAACACAAGCAAUGUUAUUACAAGAAUCGCAAGGUUUAAAUGAAGCAAUUAAUCGAGCGAAAAGUUCUAUUUAUGCUGCAACACUUGCUGAAGAAAUUAGUCAAGCUGAAAAUUUAGCAAAUCGAUUAAAAUAA
This is a messenger RNA of Rotaria sp. Silwood1, 1497 nucleotides long. Lineage: Eukaryota; Metazoa; Rotifera; Eurotatoria; Philodinida; Philodinidae. The record is from the annotation of a GenBank genome assembly.